GCUGAACCGCGUCUCCAACCCCCCAAAAAUAUAUCGAAAUAUCUACCAAUUUGUUCUUAUAGGAAAUCUUAUUUUAAUCUUAUUUUACGGCCAAUUGGAAUGGCUUUACUUAAACAAAACAAUUGAAUAGAAUUUAACUCAAAAUGCAAGGAAACCAGCCUACUGCCGCGUCAAUAUUCGCGCCUAAAACGCCCGCUCCUUCGAAUCCCAUCCCGUCUUCGUCACCGGCCUUUGGAACGCCAGCACAUACUCUUAAACCGUUCGCCAUAGCACCGCCAACUAAGGCCACCAUUCUUCCAAUCCUCCUCCCUCCAGCGACUUUAAGACCUCUAGCAUUCAGAACAUUCACGAAAAAGCAUAGCUUAACCCUCACAUCCUCUGCACUACAAGAAUUAGCUACAUUCAUUGGUCGGCAUUGCGGUUCGGGAUGGCGCGAAGAAGGACUAGGGGAGAAGGUCUUAGAGGAGGUGGCAAAGAGCUGGAAGAACCGAAACGGAGGCGUAAUAGUGGACGGCGCCAGUAGCGAGCUGAAAGAUAUCCUCAAGACGUUAGAGGGGAACAUGAGCGGUGGCCGAAUAGUGUCGGGACGAGAAUUAAAUCGCCAGAAUAGCCUGGUCCUAGACUCCAGCCAGGAAGCCGACUUAACAAACACGAGGUUAGGAUUGAGACCAAGCAAAUCCCUAACACGCCAUGACAGCGCAACGAGCUUUGGUAUGUCAGGGCUUGGUGUUGAGGACGACGAGCUCGACGACGAGAGUUUAAAGCAUCCGAGAAAAUGGUUGAAAGUUAUCAACGCAUACGACCAGCCACGGUUAUUAUACAACGUAACGAAGAAACACUUUGAGAGGGACCCCUCGAAACCAUCUUUAAUGCCGCCAGCAUCCCAUAAAACGACGCUCUUCAGGAAUAUAUAUAACGUUAUACACCAGAGACUUCUCCGAAAUGAAUCAUUCCAAAGCUCGACAGUAGCAACUACCAAGGCCACUCCAUCAUUAAAACGAUCUGGUUCAUCUACCAUGACUACCCAGCAAACCUACAAAAUCACACCAAUUGCGAAUCUACUUGGCCGCCAUGGCACCCAUCACAUGCUUCUUGGACUAUUAUCAGUCUUGCCAACCGGAAACCUCGCGAUCAGCGACUUAACUGGGACUAUAUCGGUGGACCUUUCGCAGGCUGUGGCUAUACCAGAAGACUCGGCUUGGUUUACGCCCGGAAUGAUAGUGCUAAUAGACGGAGUAUACGAAGAAGAGGAAGAAUCAACCGGUAGGGGGCUCGGUGGCAGCAAUGGUGUAGGUGGUAUCAUCGGUGGCCGUUUCCAGGGAUUCUUCAUCGGACAGCCUCCCUGCGAGAAGCGCAAAGCCACUCUCGGUGUCAGUGGGCUGGACGAUCACACCAUAGGAGGUGGAUUCGGCUGGAUCGACUUCUUAGGUGUCGGAAGUGAGCGUGCUGCAGGGUCUAAAAUGCGAAAACUCGAGCAACGGAUCCUCAGGAGGCCACGUCCGACCCAAUCAUCUACGGCAGAUCCUGAUGCUGAUGCUCCUAGCUGUGGCCGCAUCGUCGUCAUAGGUGAGCUUAAUCUCGAUCAACCACGGGCUCUUCAAGCCCUACGCAAGAUCCUGGCCAUUUACUCGACAGAGCCAGAGGGUAGUACGCCUAUGACAUUCGUGUUAACAGGAAACUUCACACAACAUGCCGUAAUGGCAGGUGGCGGGGCCAGCGGCGGCAGUGUAGAAUACAAAGAAUACUUUGACGCGCUAGCAUCCGUACUCUCCGACUUCCCAGCCCUACUCCAAUCCACCACCUUCGUAUUCGUGCCCGGCGACAACGACGGCUGGGCCUCGACUUUCGGUGCUGGCGCCGCAGUUCCCUUACCUCGCAAGCCUGUGCCUGAUAUGUUCACCAGCCGAGUGCGCCGUGCCUUUGCUACUGCGAACGCAGAGCUGCCUGAAAACGCGAAGAAGUGUCCCGGCGAGGCUAUCUGGACUAGUAACCCCGCACGCCUAUCCGUCUUCGGGCCCGCACACGAGAUCGUCCUGUUCCGGGACGACAUGUCGGCCCGCAUGCGGCGCACAGCCGUGCGCUUGCGCUCUUCUACCUCAGACGCGGAAGGGAACCAACAUGAAACCCCCGCAAACGAAGACGACGAUGACAUAGACAUGGAGGCCGCGGUCGAUAGUGCCGAAGCGAUGGACGUCGACGCCACCACCAAGAACACAGAGCCCGAGAUCCCCCAUGAUGUGCGGACGGCGCGCAAGCUCGUCAAAACGAUGCUUGACCAAGGGUAUUUAUGUCCGUUCCGACAUGCGAUCAGACCGGUACAUUGGGACCACGCCACCGCGUUGCACUUGUAUCCCUUGCCGACGGCGAUGGUGCUCGCGGACCCUACAGCACCGCCGUUUUGCGUUACUUAUGAGGGGUGUCAUGUGAUGAAUCCCGGGGCUGUAUUAGUUGCCGGACGGAGAGGCGUAGGGAGAUGGAUUGAGUAUGAGUUGGGAGGAACGGGAAGGCUAAGGGAGUGUAUGUUUUAAUGGAUGGAUAAUACGUGAAGAAAUACUCCACGCACUCUCGCCUGUCCGCUUGGCAUAUGGCACAUAAAUUAGGCAUGACUAUGGUUAACGCUGACGGAUAUAUAUCCAUGCAUCCAAUAAAAAGGAUUUACUCAUAAUUACUCAAUUAUUUCAUCUCUAUUAAGGGCUAUCGUAGCGGCAUGACUUAGGGUUCUUUCCGACUUGAUUCAUUCGCAGCAUCUUCCCAUCGCCAUUA
This is a messenger RNA of Daldinia caldariorum, 2763 nucleotides long. RefSeq names its product DNA polymerase alpha/epsilon subunit B-domain-containing protein. NCBI's taxonomy places the organism in Eukaryota, Fungi, Ascomycota, Sordariomycetes, Xylariales, Hypoxylaceae. The transcript has 2 exons. The coding region runs from base 144 to 2528 and encodes 794 amino acids. Gene Ontology annotation, biological process: error-prone translesion synthesis; DNA-templated DNA replication. The record is from RefSeq and is a predicted model, not a curated record. Gene Ontology annotation, molecular function: DNA binding. Gene Ontology annotation, cellular component: epsilon DNA polymerase complex.